This is a messenger RNA of Aspergillus puulaauensis, 1545 nucleotides long. Its product is annotated as putative FAD binding monooxygenase. The transcript has a single exon. Gene Ontology annotation, molecular function: FAD binding. Bases 1 to 1545 code for a protein of 514 amino acids. Lineage: Eukaryota; Fungi; Ascomycota; Eurotiomycetes; Eurotiales; Aspergillaceae. The record is from RefSeq and is a predicted model, not a curated record.
AUGACGCCCCGUCCUGACGUCCUGAUCAUCGGCGCUGGCCCCUCUGGCCUUGUCACAGCCUUAUGGCUAGUUAAGCAAGGUAUACAUAUCCGUAUUGUCGAUAAAGCCAAGGCCGACGUAACUACCUCUCGGGCACUGGCUAUCCAGGCACGAACCCUAGAACUAUACCGCCAACUCGGAAUCGCGGAAGAUGUUGUCUCAAACGGGCACAAAAUUGCAGCCACAAACGUCUGGUCUGAGGGCACUCACCGGGGGCGAAUACCCAUUGGUGAUAUUGGUAGUGGGUUAACGCCAUACCCAUUUAUCCACAUUUUCCCCCAGGACCAGCACGAGACGCUCUUGGAAGACCGCCUCAACUCCCUCGGUGUCCAAGUCGAGCGGCACCGAGAGCUUAUAGACUUCACGGAAAACAAAUCAUCAAUCACAGCUCGGCUGAGGACGACCGAUCCUAGUACCGAUGGUGAUGACAAUGUUGAAACCUGCGAAGCAACCUUUAUUGUUGGCUGUGACGGAGCCCGUUCGACUGUUCGCCAUGUCUCCGGAGUUGAAUACGACGGCGCAACGUACUCCCAUAUCUUCUUUGUCGCCGAUUUCGAGGGAAGCGGGCCAUCACUGAAUGGCGAAGCACAUGUUACUUUCAACCAGUCUGAGUUUAUGCUGCUGUUUCCAUAUGAUGACAGCAGCCGGGGCCGCAUCUCUGGGGCCAUUGAUGAUGAAACUGCGGAGAAAGACACCGAUAUCACCUUCGAGGAUGUUGCCCCAAGGAUGGCGGAAACGCUGAAACUGAAAAUCGACAAGCUGAACUGGUUUUCCACUUAUCGAAGCCAUCACCGUCUAGCAUCUGCCUUCCGCAAAGGCAGAGCGUUCUUGGUCGGCGACGCGGCACAUAUUCAUAGUCCUGUCGGGGGACAGGGAAUGAACACCGGUAUUGGUGAUGCAAUCAACCUGGCAUGGAAGCUGUCAGCGGUCAUCAAAGGACAAGCCGGCCUAUCGUUACUCGAAAGCUAUGAGACAGAACGUCGCGCGUUUGCGAGCCAAUUGGUCAACACAACUGACAGCGGUUUCAAUGCCGUUAUUUCGCAGAGCUACUUCGCGCGAACCCUGCGAACAUAUGUUCUGCCUUAUGUUGCGCCAUUGCUCGCCAAAAUCGACUACGUUAGACACAAUGUGUUCCGGAAGGUUUCUCAAAUUAUGCUGGAUUAUAGACAGAGUAUGUUGUCAGCCGGUGUUGCAGGCUAUGUUCACGGCGGAGACCGUAUGCCAUGGGCCCCUGUAGGAGACAUUGACAACUUUGAGAACCUGAAAUCAAUUACCUGGCAGGUCCAUGUUUAUGGAGAGCCCAAGCCAGAAUUGACACAAUGGUGCCUGAACAAGAACAUUCCCCUACAUGCUUUCCCCUGGGACGGGCAGUAUCAAACAGCCGGGCUGCAAGCUGAUGCAGCGUACCUGAUCCGCCCGGAUACCUAUGUGGCAGUUGCAGAGCCGUCGGGCUCAUUUCAGAGGUUUGACCGGUACUUUGAAGACAUCGGACUCCAAUGGCUUUGA